Endocarpon pusillum Z07020 is the source of this 1326-nucleotide messenger RNA. Its product is annotated as Pre-mRNA-splicing factor prp46. Gene Ontology annotation, molecular function: protein binding. Lineage: Eukaryota; Fungi; Ascomycota; Eurotiomycetes; Verrucariales; Verrucariaceae. The record is from RefSeq and is a predicted model, not a curated record. The transcript has a single exon. Gene Ontology annotation, cellular component: catalytic step 2 spliceosome; Prp19 complex; precatalytic spliceosome. Gene Ontology annotation, biological process: mRNA splicing, via spliceosome. Bases 1 to 1326 code for a protein of 441 amino acids.
AUGGACGCCCUCCCUCCAUCUCACGCUGUCCAACUCUCUACCAAGCACACACGAGACCUUUUCGGGUCAGAUUUCGGCCAGCUCGCAUCACCAGAGUCAGAUGUUGGAACGUCCUACAGAAGGAAAGCAGAGUACGGCGAUGUACGAGAGCUUCCUAAAGCAUUGGCAGAGAAGCAGGCGAAAGCAACGGCUGCAGGUCGGAUAAAGCGACCAAAGGUACAGAGCGCGGCGCAAGGAAACCAGAUGGCUUUAGUCAAGAGCAAUGGCGACCCGAACACCGCUUCGCAGAACGGCCUACCACACUCUACCAGUCUGGUCCGAAGGCCGAAUAUGCAGCAGCCUCGACCCGACUGGCAUCCUCCAUGGAAGCUAAUGCGCGUCAUAUCUGGUCAUUUGGGGUGGGUACGAAGCCUGGCCGUCGAGCCAGGAAACGAAUGGUUCGUCAGCGGAGCAGGAGACAGAACAAUCAAGAUCUGGGACCUGGCAAGCGGCAAUUUGAAACUCACCCUCACUGGCCACAUCUCCACGGUGCGCGGCCUCGCCGUCUCCCCGCGCCAUCCCUACCUUUUUUCCUGCGGUGAAGACAAAAUGGUCAAAUGCUGGGACCUCGAAACCAACAAAGUGAUCCGCCACUACCACGGCCACCUCAGCGGCGUCUAUACCCUCUCACUACACCCAACCCUCGACGUCCUCGUCACUGGUGGCCGCGACGGCGUGGCGCGCGUCUGGGAUAUGCGCACGCGAAGCAACAUCCACGUCCUCUCCGGCCACAAGGGCACAGUCUCCGACCUCAAAUGCCAAGAAGCCGACCCGCAAGUCAUCACCUCCUCCCUCGACUCCACCGUCCGGCUCUGGGACCUUGCCGCAGGCAAGACCAUGGGCGUCCUCACGCACCACAAGAAGGGCGUGAGAGCGCUAGCCGUGCACCCGAAAGAAUUCACCUUCGCCUCCGGCUCGGCAGGAUCCAUCAAACAGUGGAAAUGUCCCGAAGGCGCCUUCAUGCAGAAUUUCGAAGGCCACAACGCCAUCAUCAACACGCUCGCCGUCAACGAAGACAACGUCCUCUUCUCGGGAGGAGACAACGGGAGUAUAAGCUUCUGGGACUGGAAGACGGGCCAUCGGUUUCAGAACCUGGACACGACCGCCCAGCCGGGCAGUUUGGAUGCCGAGGCCGGGAUCAUGAGUUCGACUUUCGAUCGCACGGGGUUGAGGCUGAUCUGUGGAGAGGCGGAUAAGACGAUCAAGGUCUGGAAGCAGGAUGAGAAUGCGACGGAGGAGAGCUAUCCGUUGGAGUGGAAGCCGACGCUGGGGAGGACCAAGUAUUGA